Messenger RNA from Rangifer tarandus platyrhynchus (Svalbard reindeer), 3723 nucleotides. Lineage: Eukaryota; Metazoa; Chordata; Mammalia; Artiodactyla; Cervidae. The record is from the annotation of a GenBank genome assembly.
AUGUCCUUCUUCAAUUUCCGUAAGAUCUUCAAGUUGGGGAGCGAUAAGAAGAAAAAGCAGUACGAACAUGUGAAGAGGGAUCUGAACCCGGAGGAGUUUUGGGAAAUUAUAGGAGAAUUGGGCGACGGAGCCUUUGGCAAAGUGUACAAGGCCCAGAAUAAAGAGACCAAUGUUUUAGCUGCUGCAAAGGUGAUUGACACCAAAUCUGAAGAAGAACUUGAAGACUAUAUGGUUGAAAUUGAUAUAUUAGCAUCUUGUGAUCACCCUAAUAUAGUCAAGCUUCUAGAUGCCUUCUAUUAUGAGAAUAAUCUUUGGAUCCUCAUUGAAUUUUGUGCUGGUGGAGCAGUGGAUGCUGUGAUGCUUGAGCUUGAGAGACCGUUAACUGAGUCCCAAAUACAAGUAGUUUGUAAGCAAACUUUAGAGGCUUUGAACUACUUACAUGAUAAUAAAAUCAUCCACAGAGAUCUAAAGGCUGGCAACAUUCUUUUUACCUUAGAUGGAGAUAUUAAGUUGGCGGAUUUUGGAGUAUCAGCUAAAAACACAAGGACAAUUCAAAGGAGAGAUUCCUUUAUUGGCACACCCUAUUGGAUGGCUCCUGAGGUAGUCAUGUGUGAAACAUCAAAGGACAGACCCUAUGACUACAAAGCUGACGUUUGGUCCCUGGGUAUCACUUUAAUAGAAAUGGCUGAGAUAGAACCACCUCAUCAUGAAUUAAACCCAAUGAGAGUGCUGCUAAAAAUAGCAAAAUCUGAGCCCCCUACAUUAGCACAGCCAUCAAAAUGGUCUUCAAAUUUUAAGGACUUUCUAAAGAAAUGCUUGGAAAAGAAUGUGGAUUCCAGGUGGACUACAUCUCAGCUACUGCAGCAUCCUUUUGUGACCGUUGAUUCCAACAAACCAAUUCGGGAGUUGAUUGCAGAGGCGAAGGCUGAAGUUACAGAAGAAGUUGAAGAUGGCAAAGAGGAGGAUGAUGAUGAGGAAACAGAAAAUUCUCUGCCAAUACCUGCCAGCAAGCGUGCCUCCUCUGACCUGAGUAUUGCCAGCUCUGAAGAAGAUAAGCUUUCACAAAAUGCUUGUAUUUUGGAAUCUGUCUCAGAAAAAACAGAGCGUAAUACUUCUGAAGAUAAAUUUAACAGUAAAAUUCUUACUGAAAAACCCACCGGUGAUGAACCUGAAAAGGUUGUGGUGGGUCCUGAUGAACAUGUUAAUGAUACUCAUUUAGAAGCUAUGGCUGAACUUCAUAAUAAAGCAGCAGUAAUUGAGGAAAAUGGAAGAGAAGAGAAGAGACCCAAGCUUGAAAAUCUUCCUGACACAGAAGACCAUGAGGCAGUGGACAUUAGGUCAGUCAGUGAAGGAAAGGAAAAUAACAUAAUGAUAACUUCAGAAACAAAUACUGAACAGAGUCUGAAACCUGAAGAAGAAACAGAUCAGGAAAAGCAGCAGAUAUUUGAAAAUAAGUUUAUAAAAUCUGAAGAAAUUGAAGAUACUACUGUCCAAGCAAUGGAUUUAGUUUCUGAAGAGACUGGAGAAAAAGAGGCAGAUAUUCAGGCAAUUGAAAAUGAAGUUGAGUUUACAAAGGAAGAUACCCAAGAGAAAUUGGGAAAAGAGGACAAAACUGAAAAAGAUACAAUCAGUGAUACAAGCAAAGUGAUAGGUACAAAUGAGGCAGAAGAUGUUGCUCAGAGGGCAACUGAGAACGGUGCUGAGGAUGCUCAGCGUGGUGAUGGGAAAGAAGUGGGUGACGUAGGCCAGACAUUAGCGAUCAAGUCCACAGAGGGUCCUGAGGCUGGUGGUACUGAGAAAGUUUCUCUUGAAGAAAGAGUUGAAACUAAUGAGACAGACAAAAAAUCUAUAGAUGGUAAGGGUGAGGAGCAACCAAUCAGCAGCUCAGAGAACACAUUGGAGACCAGUGAGGAAGGCAGGACAAAUGAAGCUGCGAUAACUGAAUCAAGUGGCACUGAAGGAACAGAGGUCAGAAGUGUAGUGAGCGACACUGACCAGAGAGCUUUAGAAAGGGAAACUCCGGAUGUUCAUAAAGCCACUACUCAGGUGGACACAGAGCAAAAAGAAAUUCCAAGUGACGUACCAGUUAAAGCAGAACCUCAAGUUACUGCCGCUUCACAGCCCACUGAACCUCAGCCUGUUCCAAUACCCAGUAUUAAUAUCAAUCCUGAAGAUGCAGAAAAUAAAGGAGAAAUAGGUGCUUUAUCAAAAACUGAAACCAUGUUACCAGAAUCUGAGAAUCAAAAGGAAAAUGAUACUGAUUCAGGCACUGGUUCCACUGCUGAUAAUAGCAGCAUUGACUUGAAUCUCUCCAUCUCUAGCUUCCUAAGCAAAACUAAAGACAGUGGAUCAAUAUCUUUACAAGAAACAAGAAGACAAAAGAAAACAUUGAAGAAAACACGCAAAUUUGUUGUUGAUGGUGUAGAAGUAAGUGUAACAACAUCAAAGAUAGUUACUGAUAGUGACUCCAAAACCGAAGAAUUGAGGUUUCUUAGGCGUCAGGAACUCCGGGAAUUAAGAUUUCUUCAAAAAGAAGAACAAAGAGCCCAACAGCAGCUCAAUGGCAAACUGCAGCAACAGCGAGAGCAAAUUUUCCGACGUUUUGAGCAGGAGAUGAUGAGCAAGAAACGACAAUAUGAUCAGGAGAUUGAAAAUCUAGAAAAACAGCAGAAACAGACUAUUGAACGUCUAGAACAGGAACACACAAAUCGCUUACGAGAUGAAGCCAAACGCAUUAAAGGUGAACAAGAAAAAGAGUUGUCCAAAUUUCAGAAUAUGUUAAAGAACCGAAAGAAGGAGGUUAUAAAUGAAGUGGAGAGAGCACCCAAAGAGCUGAGAAAAGAGCUCAUGAAACGCAGGAAAGAGGAGCUUGCACAAAGCCAGCAUGCUCAGGAACAAGAGUUUGUUCAGAAGCAACAACAAGAAUUAGAUGGCUCUCUGAAAAAGAUCAUCCAACAGCAGAAGGCAGAGUUAGCCAAUAUUGAAAGAGAGUGCCUGAAUAACAAGCAACAGCUCAUGAGAGCUCGAGAAGCUGCAAUUUGGGAGCUUGAAGAACGACACUUACAAGAAAAACACCAGCUGCUCAAACAGCAACUCAAAGAUCAGUAUUUUAUGCAGAGACACCAGCUACUUAAGCGACAUGAGAAGGAAACAGAACAAAUGCAGCGUUACAAUCAACGACUUAUUGAGGAGUUGAAAAACAGACAGACUCAAGAAAGAGCAAGACUGCCUAAGAUUCAGCGUAGCGAAGCCAAGACUCGAAUGGCCAUGUUUAAGAAGAGUUUGAGAAUUAACUCAACAGCAACGCCAGAUCAGGACCGUGACAAAAUUAAACAAUUUGCUUCUCAAGAAGAAAAGAGGCAGAAAAAUGAGAGAAUGGCUCAGCAUCAAAAACAUGAAAAUCAGAUGCGGGAUCUUCAGCUGCAGUGUGAAGCCAACGUUCGCGAGCUGCAUCAGCUGCAGAAUGAAAAAUGUCACCUCUUGGUUGAACAUGAGACUCAGAAACUAAAGGAGUUAGAUGAGGAACACAGCCAAGAAUUAAAGGAAUGGAGGGAGAAAUUGAGACCUAGGAAGAAGACCCUGGAAGAAGAGUUUGCUAGGAAACUACAGGAACAGGAAGUGUUCUUUAAAAUGACCGGGGAGUCUGAAUGCCUUAACCCAUCGACACAGAGCCGGAUUUCCAAAUUCUACCCUAUUCCUAGCUUGCAUUCCACUGGAUCAUAA